GGCUUACGACGGAUGGGGCUACAUCUCCUGCGUGUGGAAACUAGAUUUUUCAUCUGCAGUAAACUUGAGCUCUUCGAUCCCGGAAGUAAGCACCAUUGAUCAAGAUCAAAACAAACUGGGUCGGAAGAGAGUCAUCCUUGUUGUGCUUUGUAAACUGGUUUGAAAUUUGCUCAGGUGCAAGGCGCACUUUGUUUACAGAGACAAGCGUUUGGAGUAUCUUUGUUUGCGCAUCUCUUAGAGCCUGCGCGUGCAGAGUCGACUCGACGAUGGCUGAUACACGGAGAGACGAUGAUUUCGACGCAGUGCCGACUGUGGAAGAAAUAGAGGAAGAGAGAAAGUUGUUUAGCAACAGCCCCGAGAAAUUUGAAUUGCGAAGUGCUUCACCUCGAGGUGAAGAUGACGAUAUUGACGCUGCUGACGGAAGAGUACUUAAAGAUUAUGGUCAUGCACGGACAUCAUCUGCUGUUUCAUCUUCGUCGUUUUUCUCCUUGGCAUGGGGGUUGUCUCCGUCAUCGGCUAUGCUCGCGGUGACCCGUAUCGGCUGGUGUACCCGACGGACUCCCACGGUUCUAUUUGUGGACUGGGGAAGCUAGAAUGUCCACCGAUACGCUGGUGAAGAGGAACCUUUGUGCCUCGUACUACCUGGAGUCUAAACCCAUAAUAAACCGCUGCAUGCCGAAGAUCUUCGCCAAAACGUUUGACCUGGCUGAGACGUUGGUGGACGAACAGGGACAGAACCAGCUGGUGCGAGCCAAUGGGGAACAGGUCAAUGGCAACCUGUUGAAGGAGGGGACCAUAAAUCUGGCCCACUUCUACAAGCUCAAAGGCACCAUGGAGCUGCUGUUUAGAGAUGUACAGAACUCGGCCCACCUCAUUGCCAUCUGCCUGGUCAUUACAAUGGUGCUGUCCAUGCUGUGGAUCGUCCUGCUCCGGUGGCUGACCAUUGUCAUGGUGUGGGUCACUGUGGUGCUCUUCAUCGGCCUCUUCGGAUUUGGAACUGGCUACAGCUACUACAGAUACUAUGAGCUGAAGAAUGCAAAUGUAACAGAGGAGUACGGUCUGCCGUAUGAGUUCAAGUUUGACUUUGACUACUACCUGUCGCAGAAGACGACCUGGCUGGCUUUUGGCUGCACUGGAGCGACCAUCUUCAUCAUCUUCCUCCUCAUCAUCAUCUUCCUAUGUGGUCGCAUCAUGUUGGCCGCCCGACUUAUCUCAGAAGCCAGCGUCUACAUCUCGUCCAUGGGUGAGCCUGAGUUCUACAACAACACAGUGGUCACUUCCAACGAUGUGGACGCACUGCUCACCAGAUUGCCCUGUGACCACGCUAGUAACGACACGCUGGGAGAAAUCUGCAGCUUCGUCAAGUAUGGAGGGAACACCUACAAGACAGCCAUGUUGGUUUACAUGCUCUUCAUGUUCUUCUGGCUGAUGAACUUUGUCUCGGCCCUGGAGCAGAUGACCCUGGCUGGAGCCUUCGCCUCCUACUACUGGGCCUGGGACAAGAAGAAGGAUAUCCCAGCAUUCCCGCUAGGAAGCUCCUUUGGCCGCAGUCUAAGGUACCACAUGGGCUCCUUGGCCUUUGGCUCCCUCAUCAUCGCCAUUGUCCAGAUGAUCCGGUCGUUCCUGGAGUACAUCAACAGGAAGCUCAAAGGCUCGGAGAACAGCGUGGCCAAGUUCCUUCUCAAAUGUCUGCGGUGUUGUUUCUGGUGCUUGGAAAAGUUCUUGCGUUACGUCAACAAGAAUGCUUACAUUCUGAUUGCGGUGCAUGGUCGUUCCUUCUGCUCAGCGGCAAGAGACGGUUUUAUGCUGAUAAUGAGGAAUGUUCUGAGAGCGGUUAUACUUGACAAGGUGUGUGAUUUCCUUAUGCUCAUCUCCAAGCUGAUGGUGACUGGAGCCAUAACUGUCCUGGCCUUCUUCUGGUUCCAAGGUGACCUGCCACUGUUUGAGAAGGUCACGCCUGAUCUCAACUAUUUCCUGGCUCCUGUCAUUCUUGUCUCGAUUGGAACGUACCUCAUCGCUGACUCCUUCUUUGAUGUCUACAGUAUGGCCGUCGAUACCAUUUUCAUAUGCUUUUUGGAAGAUCUGGAGCGUAAUGACGGCAGUGAUGAGCGUCCCUACUACAUGAGUAAGACCAAGAAUCUCAAGCGUCUACUCUACGUGCCCAAGAACAAAUAGGUCAACAGCACAAGAUGUCUGACAACUAAACGUCUAGUUGGUUUGAAUCACCAGUGGACAUUUUUCUAGCUGUAUGAGGAUACAUUGAAUCUCCAACUGGUGUAACUGAUAAGUUCAUGUGUUUGAGAUUUUUGUAACUCUUAACCGAAGCCCUAAUAUCAUAUUCUUCUGCAUGUUUUCUAGCUCAGAUGUGACAUCUUAUGGUAUAAAAGCAGCAUAUUAACAAGAUUUAUUGGUCAAGAGUAAUGUCGCUGUUUGACUCUUCUUUCCAUUUCUCCUUUUGUCUGAUGUCAGAAGGGAUUAAAUGAAGUCUCUGUGGGGUUAUUCUUGGGACUUUUUGCUCACAGUCCUUAAAAGACAUCAUCUUGGUUUAUUUGUAGAUUAAAACUAUCCCUUUCUAGCUGCAAAAUGAUUAAAUAAGGGACUAUAAAAAAUGAAGAGGACUUUCAAAGAUAGGGAUUAAUUUGAACGCUGUUGGAAUAUUUUCAAAUUAUGAGGAUAUUAUGCUAACCACCAAAAGACAGCGAGGUUGACUUUUUAAAAGUCAUUAAGUUGUUCGGAAGCUUAUUAUUUGUGCAGAAAAUAUCUGGUUUUUGUUAAUAUUAAUGUGCAGAUUUAUUUUUGGAUGAGGAAUUUUCAAGAUGCACACAUUGGUAUGUGAAGGUGAAAAGCUAGAAUUGAGGAGUUUGAGCUUUCAAAUUAGAAUAUCCCAAUUUUCCCAUCUUUGUAUCUCCCAGCAAUUAUGUAAAGACAGGAAUUAGACUGAAUACUUGUUUUAUUUGACAAAUCCUGAGGUGGUGGUGGUUUUAUUCCUAGCUAGAUGUGUCCGGAUACGAUUGAUGUAAUGAUGUUUUCUUCUUCCCUUGAUGUAAUUGAUGUGGCCACUUGUCCAAAGUUUGUUUUGUCAAUUCUGCUCACUCCUCGUUAGCACAGUAUUGUUUACUUAAUUAUCUAUGCAUGAAGGGCUGUAGAGUCUAUAUUUGAAAGAUAUUAGUGGUGGUUGAUUUUUUUUGGAAGCUUAAAAAUCUGAACAUGUGUUUGUGUCGAUAUGUGUGUGAUGUGGGUCUGUGUGUGUGACUGCAUAUGUGAAACAUUUUUACCUUUCAGGUUGUGAUUGGAAUCUUUCUCAUCUUGGUCUCUGUGUUUAUUGACGAGGGGGCAAAGUUAAAGAUUUGUUGCUGGUUCAGAGGACGUUGAACAAGUUUCAUCUGUUUGUAUAUGAUGCUUGAAAAAAAUGCUUUUGGUGAACUUACUUGAGGUCAAUGUUCUUCCUGCAGGUAGAGACCAAAAGCAAAGUUUGGCACACAUUCAAGCACCCGCCUGUUUGCAAUUACUCACACACUCAAAGACGCUUACACAAUUAAAUAUAAAAUAUACACACAUGUACAUUUGCAGCCAUGUACUUUCACACACCUACACUUACACAAACACACUCGGGCGCUUACUUAUGAACACACACACACACCCUUACACGUGCGCCCACACACACGCGCGCGCGCCCACACACACACUCAAAGAAAUGCACACCAUUGCACAUAGGAAGACAGGAGUACUAACUAACACACUUAUGGGCACUCUCUGUGACUUAUUUACUGGCAUGCAUUGACCUAAUUAGUCACCCACACAUCACUGGACUGAAAAUGUUGACCACUGUUGUCUGUCAUACUGGAACAGUGCCUACAACUUUGAUGAAAAUAUGUCUGUCUUUUUUAAUGGAUGUGUGUCAUGGCCCACCUUUUUCAAAAUUGCCAAAAAAAAGUCUGUGUUAUUUCUUUCAAAUCUUGAGAUUGGCUUUCUUUCCAUCAUGGUGAUGUACCGAGUGCCAUUGAGUGUUUCUCUCGCAGUACUUUAUACUGCAUGUUUCUGGUUGUAGUCACAAGCUUACGGUGUGCUUCCGCCGGUGCUUUUUUAAUCUUCAAUUUUUUUACAAGAGUUUUAAAAUCAAAUUUUGAAGAAACACAGUCACCAUAUAUGUCGGGGUAAACUUUUGUAAUCAGUUUGUGCCAGUCAUUUUUGUGCUAUAUAUAUCAGGACGAAAUUGUCGGCUUGUAUUUUUCAACGUGAGGUUAAAGUUUUACAACUGCUCAAAACUUGAUUAUGUGGACCAUUAACAUAAAAUUUUUUAUUGUCUCUCUCAUAACAGGACUACUUGUUCUUGCUAUCUGUGGGUUUUUAAAAAAAAAUUUUGUGGAUUGGAUAAAAGAAUUUAGAAUAUGAAAUGUAAAAAAUUUUAAGCGACAACAUGGUUUAAUGGAUUUGUGAUUUGGAGUUGUUGGUUGUUUGAGUUUUUUAGUGUUCAAAGAAGUCAUUUUCAUAACUAUAAAAAUGUUGCUAUUUGUUUUCUGUGCAUUGGAAAUUGUAGAAACCGUGUGUCUCUUUGCCAUGAGGGGGUCAACAAUGUUCACCAAGUUAUGACAGGCUUCUCUCUCUGGUUUACUGGGUUUGUCUUCUGUAAUGUUGUAACGAAAUAAUAUGACAAGUCCAUGCAUGGAUCAAACUAUUUAUGGGAAAACAAUAAGGCAUACAAUAUCAUGGAAAAUAUGAGGUGUAAUGAGUGGGGGGAGGGGAGAGGAAAUCGAUCUUUUAGUGUAAGACACGGCCAUACACCUUUGAAAGAAUGACAUGAAUGCUUAAGAUUUCGAGAAGUAGAAGAUUGAUAUUGUGAAUAAUGUUUGGGAUUUACUGGUAGUAUCUUUCUUGAGUUGGGUAAUUGGUUCUAUCUUUUUUUUUGUACUACUGCUUUUCCCAGUGUGCACGGUGCUAUAUUGUUGGUCUGUGAAAUUGAAACAAUUUGUUUGGCAUGUUGUAAUAACUUAAAAUUUGGAGCAAUUUGAAUUCUUUUCUACUAUGAUAUUAUGUCCUUGUUUGUGAAAAUUGCAACACUUGCUUUUUUUCUCGUUCAUACUUGUAUCUUGCACUUGUUUAUGAAGCAUACAUUAGUAGACACGUAUAUUGUACUCUAGCAUUGUUUUUUCUCAGUUUGUACAUAGUAAACUUUCUUUUGUAACCAGUUGGAAUACUCUUAGACUUUUGGCCUAUCUUUUGUGAAUAACGUUCAUACCUGAGGAUGAUUUGUUCAAUCAAAUCCCAAAUAAACUGUUUCUUUUUUAAUAUGUUUUGUUUACAUGUCGAUGAGUCAGGUGAUUGAUAUUUGGAUGUGGUUUUCUCUUAAGGUGUGGUUUUCUUUUACGUCUGGCCAGUAAAGGAAGUUCUUCGGGCUCUGACACGGUCUUCCUCUGCUACUUCUGUUUAGUAUUGAUAUCUCAGGCGAGAUGUCCCUGAAUUGUUGUUAGUCUAGCUCAGCCAAACUUGUAUCUGCAAAAAUGAACAUUUUGGGAUUAUUUUUAGGUAAAGUAGAAAAUGGCGUUGAAGGAAAUAACUCUUCAUAACAGCAAAGUUUGUGUGAAAAAUUGAGGAGAGAUUUUGUCUUUCUCCUAAACCAAAUUGGUAAUAGUGUCUCAUCAAAGGAGUGCCAGACAGGUACUAAUGUGCACAUUGACUAAGGCCGUUUGCUGGUCAUUGGGGGGUUCAUUAUUAUCAUGGACCUGUUUCACAUGGUACUGAUUCUUAUAAAAGUCACAAUCUACUCUAGACAACUUCUGUUUGGCAUGUAUUUAUUGGCUGGUCUGACCGCCUAACUUCCCGACUAGGUAUUCUGAUCCUGGGUAGCAGCUGGUAGAAGAAGCGUAAUCCUACUGUGUGCCUAGUAGCCAUAGACUUUAAGUCUUUAAUAUAUAUGCAUUUGCAAUGAAAUUUCAUUUAUUGCUAGUCGAUUAAUUUGCGCCACGCUUUUUCUGUUUAUUUCAUAUUUGUUGCAAACGGUGUUUCCACAUUUUGAUCAUUAUUAUUCUAAUAUAUAAGCUUAUGCUCAAAUCAACGUAUGUGUAAAACUAUAAACGGUGAAUAUGUCUGUAGAGGUUUUGUGUCUUGAGUGGUAUGGUGUUUUCAUUAUUUCUUACGUGUGCUCCUCGGUCCUCUGUCGGCAAUAACUCUCUAUGUGUGUGUGUUUGGGAUAUGACUUCAGUGCUGUUAUUAGUCCUACAAUGUGGUCUGCUCCUUCUGUCUGUUAUCUGUGUUACUGUUACCGUAAUCUAUUCCAGCUGAAUUGUGGAUUUUACUUUGCAGACUCUGUACUACAAGAUUCUAUUUAUUUUCUAAAUCAGUCGGUGGCGAGCGAGAUGUUGGCAUUAUCUGGCUGACUCUUUAUAGACUUGAACUCCACAUAAAUGUCAGUCAAGUUGUCUUGGCUUCAAGAUCCCAGAACUCUGAAUGGUGUGUGUUUCUGAUCUCACAGUAGGCCUUGUUGUUUUUUCUCUGUCUCAGUCUCAUGCCUUCAGACAGUACUAAUGGUGUUUGAUAGUUCAUUUCUAUAAUCAAAAGUUUAGAAAACGUAUAUAUAUAUGAAUAUUUAAAUGGUGUAUUUUGGCAAAUGACAACCAUUUCUGUGCAUCUUGGGUCUAGUCAGGGGAGGAUAGCUGGGGCUCUGGCAAUGUAUGGUCCUCCUGCUUGUUGGCAAUGCUCUCUGUAUCUUCGUCCACUUCCCUACAGGUAUCGUUCCUAUCAUGUCAGUGUGCUUGUCUCUACUCAAACUUUUCUGCUUCCUCAGGAAAUACUGAUGUUCUUGUGACCACUUGCGGAUACUUCUACUUACUGUACAUUUCUGUCCUCUUAUACCUCUAAAUGUUGUUGGGAAAUGAAAUUGCUCCAUGUGGGCCAGGUGUGUUGCCUUUUGGAUCGCAAUGCUGUACUUUUUGAGGGUCUCUUUGAUGCUGUCGGUCUGUUUUUUUCUUGGUGUUAUCCAUUGGAAUUUGACGUUGUAGGCCAGUAUUUCUGUAUGGCUAAGUGUAAACAUAUUACUGGACAGCAUUUAUGAUUUAUCACGAGUUUUCUUUUGGUGCCGCACCAGCAGAGUCCAGGACAGAACUCGGUUGACCGACCUGUAAGCAGGUUGUCAUCCAGGUGACAAGUUGGCUGGCAUGACUUAGGCCAUCUUUCUGUGUUCAUUUAUUCCUUCUACCCUUUUCUUACCUCUAGAACGCGACCCCACCUUUAAAAUAUCCUUUUUCUUUAUUGUAGUUGUAGAGUGUUAAAUUUGUACAAAAGAAAAAAAACGAAGUCCUGGUGUGCUGUCAUUUAUACCUCCAAGCUGUUUCCACGUUCAUUCAUGUGUCUUCUUUUACAACCUUGUUUCAGUGGCCCCUGAAGUCCCAAUUAAGAGGACGCAGUCAUCUUUUCGUUAUAUUUUAUCUGUGGUAAAAUCAUUGUGGCCUGUUCAAGAAUGUUCUGUGUUAUGUGUCAUACAUUCUCUUAAAUGUGAUUAGAAAUUUUCGUCUUGGUUUUUAGGUGGUCAUCUGGUGCUCAGGUGUGGUUUGCUCCUUCUUUCCUUUCAAACAUAUAUCACCCUGAUCUCUCCUGCUUUUUUGUGUUUGUUACACUCUUAAAACGCCUGUAAUUGUUGCGCUUAUAUGACCUUAUUGUGUUGCAAGUGCUGUAGAACGCAUACUAAAACUACGCUGAGUCAGUUGAUUCACAGGGGUUCACUAUACAAUCCUAAAUUUUUCCAUAAUGUAUUGCGAUUUCUGUGUGUUCAAAAUUUUCCUAGUGUUAUGUAACUGCUUGUGUUGUCUAGCAACAGUCACUGUCCUCAUUUCCCCUUUUUGUCAUUUUUGAGGAAGAGAGUUGAGGGGGGGGGGGGGGGGGGGGGGGGUAACUGUACUUUAUUCAGAGCUAAAGUUCUGAGGUAUACUCCCAGUUUGGGCCAGUGAGACAUACAUUCUUUAGAAAAGUUACUUUGUCUUAUUUACAUCAGUUCUGGUAGGUACACAUGUGUAUUUGGCAACUGGUAGACACAUACUGGUGGAAUAAUAGUAAGAUGCUCUUUACAGCCUGCGUUGCUGUUUGUCCUUAGAGGACCGAGAUGGUGUAUUGGAAGUGGUGUGGUCCUUCCUUUCCAAAGGACGCAUGACUAUACAUAAGUACUUUUUUCUCUAACUUAAUGUCAUAAUGUAUCCACCACUUUGCUAUGUUUCUCAUAUUAAAUGGUCAGUUUGAAGUUCAAUGUCUUUCCACACAAGAACAGACAUUUUGUUCUGUUUUUGUUUUGUUUUAUAAUUUGACCCUAGCCUUUCCACUACUUUCUCUACCCAUUGCUGAAUUAAAGUGAUGAACAUUUUUCUACAUUUUUCCCCCUGAAUCGUGUAUGUCUUUUAUUUGUUAUACCUGUACACUUUUGUACAUGUAUUUGCAAUGUGUUUUAAAAUGUUACUGAAAAUAGUAAUUCUUGUUCUUAUAUAUUUGUGUUAUUUAAUUCAGAUACUCACCAUGUGGUUGACUUCAUCUGGCUCAUGCCACUUUUCAAACUAACUUUGAUGAACUCAUUGUAGUUAAUGUUGCAUUUUUCUAACAAGGCCUAGUGUUCUUGUAGCUAUAGAUCUUAAUUAUUUUAUCUUUUUUAAAGUCAUAACCAUAAAUAAAAUGAAACAAGGAAACCAUUUUUU
Aplysia californica (California sea hare) is the source of this 8672-nucleotide messenger RNA. Its product is annotated as choline transporter-like protein 2. The record is from RefSeq and is a predicted model, not a curated record. Gene Ontology annotation, cellular component: membrane. NCBI's taxonomy places the organism in Eukaryota, Metazoa, Mollusca, Gastropoda, Aplysiida, Aplysiidae. Gene Ontology annotation, molecular function: transmembrane transporter activity. Gene Ontology annotation, biological process: transmembrane transport.